GAGGCUAUGCCUUGAGGGGGUUGGGAUACGGGAUGCUUUCUGCCGCAUCCCUCCCCGAGGCGUUCCGGACCUCGGAGGCUGAACCGAGGCGCGGCGCGGGGGUGGGAAAAUAUGGGAAGUGGAGGAGAAGAAAGCCAGGACCUCCAUACCUGAAGCAGCGGUGCUCCGGUCUGGUCCACUAACCUGGUAUUGCUUUCGUCUUCGUGUCAAUGUCUCUCAUGUUGAAUCUCUUCAGACAGCUCCUGGAAUAUUUUGGCUUCCCACUAGAACAGUUUACACCAAUAUGGGAAGCUCAUGCAAAUGGUCGAAGUAUUGUUCGAGUUAUAGUGACAAGCUUACCUUCAAAUCUUUUUUCAAGAACUGAUUUGUACCAGAUAUGUUCCACUAUUUUACCAUCAUGGGAAAAUAAGGAAUAUGGAUCUACUCGAAGUAUUGUUCGUAGCAUUGGGAAAAUUUUACCUUUAGAACCUUGUCCAAGGCCUAACUUUGAGCUGUUCCAAUACAUGAAGUCUUUAGACUGUGAUCAACAUGGAUCUGCUCUGAACCCCAUAGUUCCAUCAUUUGCUGAUAUCCUAUGUGUGGCAAAUGACGAAGCCAGACAGGACAGAUUUAGAAAUUGUAUAUGGGAAAAGUAUGAGGACAAAACCCAGUUUUUCAACCCAAUGCCUCCACCUUUAAUUCCUUUGUCACCUGUUUCAAGUCAAAGAAUGCAAAUAAUCAAUGGUCUUCCUGUUACUAAAGCAGCAAUUAAAAAAAUAGCUGCCCUUCAAGAUGAGCUAACCAUUCUUCGUUCCCAGAUUGCUGCAAUUGUUGCGUUGCAAGAGGCAGAAAACAAGUUUACUCUCGAGUCCUUGAAAUCAUAUGAUAUACCUGGUAACUUGGGACCACUACCAUCUGUGACUUCUUCACCCUCUCCUGUACCAGAUUGUUCUUCAAAUUCAGUGGUCCACCCUCUACCUCCUCCACCUCCUCCACCUCCUCCACCUCUUCCACCUCUUCCACCUCCUCCACCAUCUUCACCGGGAUCUAAUAUCUGUGAUUCAGACAGUUCAACAGAUAGACUUAUAAAAGAGGUCCAUAUUGCAAAUAAGAACAACACCGAAAAAUAUGCAGAAAACCAGAGAACUAAAGUUGUUCCCAGCAUGAUGGAUGUUCUAAAGGAUAUGGAUAAAGUCAAGCUGCGAGCUAUUGAACGGUCACCUGGAGGGAGACCCAUUCAUAAAACAAGAAGAGAAAUUUCAGAUUGGGAUCCAGUGUCUAUAAUUUCUCAUGCCCUUAAGAAGAAGUUUGCAUUCCAGGAAGAAGAUUCCUUUGAAAAAGAAGAUACAUCUUGGGACUCUUCAUUUUUUAGUCCAGAAACUCCAAAGUUUGAACAUCGUAUCUUGCAGCCGAAUGGACAAUGCAUGGAAGAAGAAAUUGACAAAGUAUCACAAAGAAAAUAUCCAGGAAAGGAGUCAGCCUUCUCACUUACCAUGUGUCAGUCCAAAGGAAGAGAUUUAAGAACAGCCUCACCAGGAACAGGGUCUCAGGAAGGAAGACGAAAGAAAGGAAGAAGGAAAAGAGAAAGAUGAAAAGAAAGGAGCAAAGCAAAGACCUGAACUGAUGAGGAAAAAAUGUGGAGGAAAGUAGAAAGAGAAUAAAGCAAGACUUGUUUCUUCUUUCUGCUAAA
Monodelphis domestica (gray short-tailed opossum) is the source of this 1669-nucleotide messenger RNA. It is a transcript of the gene MTFR2, whose product is annotated as mitochondrial fission regulator 2. NCBI's taxonomy places the organism in Eukaryota, Metazoa, Chordata, Mammalia, Didelphimorphia, Didelphidae. Gene Ontology annotation, biological process: aerobic respiration; mitochondrial fission. Gene Ontology annotation, cellular component: mitochondrion. The record is from RefSeq and is a predicted model, not a curated record.